GAACUGAACAAAGGACUAAUAAUAGGAACGCGGGGUGACAUGAAAAGGACCAUGUCCCCCUUAGUGGUUCUAUUUAUUAUAAUAGGAUUGUUGGGGCCAACAUGUGAAAAUCUAAAUAAUUUGACGGAUUCAGUUUCACAUCAUAUGCCCUCACCAGACCAAAGAGUUAACGACAGGACCCAAUUGAAUGACAGAGCACUGGAAUACUGGCCUGUGGCCAACCGUACAGAAAUUAAAAUUUUUAGGAGAGGACCACUAGUUAUUUCCAGAAAGUACUGGUACCCCGUUUUAGAAAUAGCAAUUAAAAAAGCACCUCCCAUAUCCCCUGCAAUUACCUCAGCCGCAACAUCAACAAAAUCAUUCAGCUCAUCACCAGCAACAACAACUAUGUUGCCCACUUCAUCUUUCCCAGCAACUGCACAAAUAACUACUUUAGGGCCUUCAACAACCAAAACAAAGUCUACAAUUUCAACAGAGCCCCUAACAACCAGCAUUCAAGAACAUAUCAGCAAACAGAAGACCACUACAAGACAAAUAUCAGAAACCACAACAGAGCUGCAAACUUCAGCAGUGCCAGCAACAAUCAAAACUUCAAAAACAACAAUCUUACCAACUACCAACUCAAGACAACAAACAACCAUUACACAUUCUACAACUUCAGCAAUGCUACCAAAAACUACCACUUCAAACAAUAUAGCAUUAGAAACCUCAAGGCAACUAUCAGCCACCACAUCAAAGCUCACUCCAUUAAACACACCAGCAACUACCGCAAUACAGCUAACAAGCAACAUAAAACCCACAACCACUAGAAAUACAUUGGGAUUGACAUUAAAAUGGACACCAGUGGAAACUGCAGCAUCAGAGGGUGCUUCAACCAGUAUGCAGACAACAACUGUAAAGGAUGGCUCAAAUGCUCCAAAAGUAACAACAACUGCCAUUUCAUCUGCAAAUCUGCCAGCUACAUCAGAUACUACUUUAUGGUCUACAGUGGCACCUGGAACAACAAAUGCAGCAACAACAAUUAUAGUGCCCCAAACAGGGGUAACGGCAAUACUUCAGCCUACACAAACAGUAGCUACAACAGAGUCAGUGACAAUCAGUGCAGUACAAUCUGCAUCAUCACCUCAAGUCACAACAGAACCUUUAACGGCCAAAACUGAUUCAAUAACACCAACAUUGCCAGCACCUGCAUUGAGCACAACCACAUCAUCAACUGUUAGCAAUGAACCAAAAACAAUCAGGAUAAAUACAACAGAAGAUACAGUGACAACAACAACAGGUCUAGUAGAGUCUGCUACUACACCCAAAGAUUCUACCUUGGUACCAGUGACAUCAGCAUUGCCAGCAAAUGCAUUGGGCACAACAAUAUCAGCAACUGUUAGCAAUGAGCAAGAAACAAUCAGGAUAACUAAAACAGAAGAUAAAGUGACAACAACAACAGGUCUAGUAGAGUCUGUUACUACACCCAAAGAUUCUACCUUGGUACCAGUGACAUCAGCAUUGCCAGCAACUGCAUUGGGCACAACAACAUCAGCAACUGUUAGCAAUGAGCCAGAAACGAUCAGAAUAACUACAAAAGAAGAUACAGUGACAACAACAACAGGUCUAGUAGAGUCUGCUACUACACCCAAAGAUUCUACCUUGAUACCAGUGACAUCAGCUUUGCCAGCAACUGAAUUGGGCACAACCACAUCAGCAACUGUUAGCGAUGAACCAGAAACAAUCAGGAUAAAGACAGCAGAAGAUACAGUGACAACAACAACAGGUUUAGUAGAGUCUGUUACUACACCCAAAGAUUCUACCUUGAUACCAGUGACAUCAGCUUUGCCAGCAACUGAAUUGGGCACAACCACAUCAGCAACUGUUAGCGAUGAACCAGAAACAAUCAGGAUAAAGACAGCAGAAGAUACAGUGACAACAACAACAGGUUUAGUAGAGUCUGUUACUACACCCAAAGAUUCUACCUUGAUACCAGUGACAUCAGCUUUGCCAGCAACUGAAUUGGGCACAACCACAUCAGCAACUGUUAGCGAUGAACCAGAAACAAUCAGGAUAAAGACAGCAGAAGAUACAGUGACAACAACAACAGGUUUAGUAGAGUCUGUUACUACACCCAAAGAUUCUACCUUGAUACCAGUGACAUCAGCUUUGCCAGCAACUGAAUUGGGCACAACCACAUCAGCAACUGUUAGCGAUGAACCAGAAACAAUCAGGAUAAAGACAGCAGAAGAUACAGUGACAACAACAACAGGUUUAGUAGAGUCUGUUACUACACCCAAAGAUUCUACCUUGAUACCAGUGACAUCAGCUUUGCCAGCAACUGAAUUGGGCACAACCACAUCAGCAACUGUUAGCGAUGAACCAGAAACAAUCAGGAUAAAGACAGCAGAAGAUACAGUGACAACAACAACAGGUUUAGUAGAGUCUGUUACUACACCCAAAGAUUCUACCUUGAUACCAGUGACAUCAGCUUUGCCAGCAACUGAAUUGGGCACAACCACAUCAGCAACUGUUAGCGAUGAACCAGAAACAAUCAGGAUAAAGACAGCAGAAGAUACAGUGACAACAACAACAGGUUUAGUAGAGUCUGUUACUACACCCAAAGAUUCUACCUUGAUACCAGUGACAUCAGCUUUGCCAGCAACUGAAUUGGGCACAACCACAUCAGCAACUGUUAGCGAUGAACCAGAAACAAUCAGGAUAAAGACAGCAGAAGAUACAGUGACAACAACAACAGGUUUAGUAGAGUCUGUUACUACACCCAAAGAUUCUACCUUGAUACCAGUGACAUCAGCUUUGCCAGCAACUGAAUUGGGCACAACCACAUCAGCAACUGUUAGCGAUGAACCAGAAACAAUCAGGAUAAAGACAGCAGAAGAUACAGUGACAACAACAACAGGUUUAGUAGAGUCUGUUACUACACCCAAAGAUUCUACCUUGAUACCAGUGACAUCAGCUUUGCCAGCAACUGAAUUGGGCACAACCACAUCAGCAACUGUUAGCGAUGAACCAGAAACAAUCAGGAUAAAGACAGCAGAAGAUACAGUGACAACAACAACAGGUUUAGUAGAGUCUGUUACUACACCCAAAGAUUCUACCUUGAUACCAGUGACAUCAGCUUUGCCAGCAACUGAAUUGGGCACAACCACAUCAGCAACUGUUAGCGAUGAACCAGAAACAAUCAGGAUAAAGACAGCAGAAGAUACAGUGACAACAACAACAGGUUUAGUAGAGUCUGUUACUACACCCAAAGAUUCUACCUUGAUACCAGUGACAUCAGCUUUGCCAGCAACUGAAUUGGGCACAACCACAUCAGCAACUGUUAGCGAUGAACCAGAAACAAUCAGGAUAAAGACAGCAGAAGAUACAGUGACAACAACAACAGGUUUAGUAGAGUCUGUUACUACACCCAAAGAUUCUACCUUGAUACCAGUGACAUCAGCUUUGCCAGCAACUGAAUUGGGCACAACCACAUCAGCAACUGUUAGCGAUGAACCAGAAACAAUCAGGAUAAAGACAGCAGAAGAUACAGUGACAACAACAACAGGUUUAGUAGAGUCUGUUACUACACCCAAAGAUUCUACCUUGAUACCAGUGACAUCAGCUUUGCCAGCAACUGAAUUGGGCACAACCACAUCAGCAACUGUUAGCGAUGAACCAGAAACAAUCAGGAUAAAGACAGCAGAAGAUACAGUGACAACAACAACAGGUUUAGUAGAGUCUGUUACUACACCCAAAGAUUCUACCUUGAUACCAGUGACAUCAGCUUUGCCAGCAACUGAAUUGGGCACAACCACAUCAGCAACUGUUAGCGAUGAACCAGAAACAAUCAGGAUAAAGACAGCAGAAGAUACAGUGACAACAACAACAGGCCUAGUAGAGUCUGCUACUACACCCAAAGCUUCAACCUUGGUACCAGUGACAUCAGAAUUACCAGAAACUGCAUUGGGCACAACCAGAUCAGCAACUGCUAGUACUGCAUUGGGCACAACCAGAUCAGCAACUGUUAGCAAUGAACUGGAAACAAUCAGUAUAACUACAAGAGAAGAUACAGUGACAACAACAACAACAGGCCUAGUAGAGUCUGCUACUACGCCCAAAGCUUCUAGCUUGGUACCAGUGACAUCAGCUUUGCCAGCAACUGAAUUGGGCACAACCACAUCAGCAACUGUUAGCAAUGAACCAGAAACAAUAAGAAUAACUACAACAGAAGAUACAGUGACAACAACAACAGGCCUAGUAAAGUCUGCUACUACACCCAAAACUUCUACAUUUGUAACAGUGACAUCAGCGUUGCCAGCAACUGAAUUGGGCACAAGCACUGCAGCAAUUGUUAGCAAUAAACCAGAAACAACCAGGAUAAAUACAACAGAAGAUACAGUGACAACAACAAGAGGUCUAGCAGAGUCUGCUACUACACCCAAAGAUUCUACCUUGGUACCAGUGACAUCAGCAUUGCCAGCACCUGCAUUGGGCACAACCACAUCAGCAACUGUUAGCAAUGAACCAGAAACAAUCAGGAUAAAUACAGUAGAAGAUACAGUGACAACAACAACGAACCUUGGUACCAGUGACAUCAGCAUUGCCAGCAACUGCAUUGGGCACAACCAGAUCAGCAACUUGACAUCAGCAUUGCCAGCAACUGCAUUGGGCACAACCACAGCAUCAACUGUUAGCAAUGAACCAGAAACAAUCAGGAUAAAUACAACAGAAGAUACAGUGACAACAACAACAGGUCUAGUAGAGUCUGCUACUACACCCAAAGAUUCUACCUUGGUACCAGUGACAUCAGCAUUGCCAGAAACUGCAUUGGGCACAACCACUGCAGCAACUGUUAGCAAUAAACCGGAAACAAUCCGAAUAACUACAACAGAAGAUGCAGUGACAACAACAACAGGCCUAGUAGAGUCUGCUACUACACCCAAAGUUUCAAUAUUUGUACCAGUGACAUCAGCAUUGCCAGCAACUGCAUUGGGCACAACCACAGCUGCAACUGUUAGUAAUGAAUUGGAAACAAUCAGGAUAACUACAACAGAAGAAACAAUGACAACAACAACAGGCCUAGUAGAGUCUGCUACUACACGCAAAGCUUCAACCUUGGUACCAGUGACAUCAGCAUUACCAGCAACUGCAUUGGGCACAACCACAUCAGCAACUGUUAGAGAAGAACCAGAAUCAACCACGACUACUCAAGCUAAGGUUUCGUCUACUGUAUUACAUUCUGUGGCAGUAGAUACAGCCACAACAACAGUCCUUGAAGAGUCUGCUACUGCACCCAAAACUUCAACCUUGGUACCAGUGACAUCUCAAGUCACAACCGAACCCUCACCAGCCCAAAACGAAACUACAACAUUAAUGUCAGUGAAGCCAGUAACAGUGGCUCAUACCUUAGAAGUCUCCAACACUGCCAAAAGUGUGACACAAGAACCUAAAACACAUGCUGACAGUGGUUCUUCAUCAGCAGGAAUAAGUACAUUAAGAGAAUCUGGUACAACAGAAUCAACAUUUGCUCCAACUACAACAGCACGAAUAACAGAGGCAUCAUCACCUUUAACUGAAGCAAGUGAAGUAAAGACAACAACUGCAAGAACAUCCAGAUCUACAGAAUCAUCUGCAGAAGCCCAAAUAACAAGUGCAACCAUUGCACCAUCAUCAGGAAUGACAUCAGCAUUGCCAGCAACUGCAGCAGGGACAGUCACAGCAGCAACUGUUAGAAAUGAACCGGAAACAAUCAGGACAACUUCAACAGAAGAUACAGUGAAAACAACAGGCCUAGUAGAGUCUGCUACUACACCCAAAGAUUCUACCUUGGUACCAGUGACAUCAGCAUUGCCAACUGAAUUGGGCACAACCACAUCAGCAACUGUUAGCAAUGAACCGGAAACAAUCAGGAUAACUACAACAGAAGAUACAGUGACAACAACAGGCCUAGUAGAAUCUGCUACUACACUCAAAGCUUCAACCUUGGUACAGGUGACAUCAGCAUUGCCAGCAACUGCAGCGAACACGACCACAGCAGCAACCGUUAGCAAUGAACCAGAAUCAACCAAGACUACACUAGCUCAAGUUUCAUCUACUGUGAUACAUUCUGUGGCAGUAGGUACAGUUACAACAACAACAUCAACAACAAGCUUAGUAAAGUCUGCUACUGCACCAAAAGCUUCAACCUUUGUACCAGUGACAUCAGCAUUGACAGCAACUGCAUCAAGGACAACAGCAGCAGCAACUGUUAGAAAUAAACCAGAAUCAACCAAGACUACACUAGCUAAGGGUUCAUCUACUGUAUUAAAUUCUACAACAGUAUAUACAACAACAUCGACAACAACAACAACACUAACGUCAGUAAAGCCAGUAACAGAGGCUCAUACCUCAUAUGUGUCCACUGUAGCACCAACAACAGAGGGCACAAAUACUGAUCCUCCUACCCUUGACGAGGGAAGCAUACACUUAAGAUUCAGUCUAAAUGAAACUUUCAGUGAAAUAUAUAACAACCACUCAUCCCCUGAAUUCAUUGCAUUGGCAUCCCAUGUGGUAACUGUGAUAAACAGAAUUUACAGGGCAAGCAAUCUCAGAGGAUACAGGCGAUGUAGAGUCAACUCUUUCGUGAGGGGCUCCAUUAAAGUUGAUAUGACUCUUAUCUUUGAGAAUUCUUCUACAGUCCCAAGCUCAUUUGAGGUAGAGGGAAUUCUUAAUGGGACCGCUGUGAAUGGUACCAUACUUUUGGACAUCAUACUUGAUACUAUCAAAGCAGGGGAAGUAGUUACUUCUAGUACACCACCGCCUGCCACAAAUGCAACUUUUGAAUCUACCACCAUGAAAUCAAGUACCAAUGAGUACACAAACACCACGUCUAGUGCCUUUCCAUGGAUGGUACGCUGUUCACUAAUGACUAUAUCUCCAGCUAUUACUGUUUUAUUAGCACAAACUUUGAUGUGUUUGUAAUUUAAAGUGUACUAGGAAAGUUCACAAAAGAAAUAAA
Sinocyclocheilus anshuiensis is the source of this 6979-nucleotide messenger RNA. RefSeq names its product mucin 13a, cell surface associated (gene muc13a). The record is from RefSeq and is a predicted model, not a curated record. The transcript is spliced from 16 exons. Bases 40 to 6942 code for a protein of 2300 amino acids. NCBI's taxonomy places the organism in Eukaryota, Metazoa, Chordata, Actinopteri, Cypriniformes, Cyprinidae.